AACCCAGUGUCCAGAUUUGAUAAACUGUAGUCAAAUCCUCUUUGGGAAAUUGAUUCAGUUCAGGUUAUCAAAAAUGCGGACUGCAUGUUUUAACCAAUCAUAAAGCUCCUGCUCUUGCAGGACCGUGGGAAUCCAGUGAACGACGCCGAGGCAACAUGAUGCAGAAGAGUGGGAAGCUCAGACCGGAGUGAGGAUUGGUUUUACCACAUUCCUCAGAAACCAACCAAAACUGACAAAAGUCAAGUACAGCUUCCUCCAACUUCCCAGAUCCCAGGCUUGAGUAAGCUUGCAGAACCUCACAAGGAGAUCACCUUUGAGAGCCGUAGACUAUGGAUUAAGGACACAGACUCAAACUAUGUAAAAUUAGCCAAACAAGGAGGCCGGGCAGAUUUGCUGAAGCAUCAUUCCCCUCCUCCAAGGAAGUCACCCCCAGUUCCCUGCUCACAACCAGAAUGGUUUGUGCAUGCACCACCAUCUUCCAAAAACAAGGAUGUUCCUAAAUGGUAUUUGCCAGAGUACAUGGUUCAUGAGGAGUUCACACCCAGCACGUCUGAUAGUAAGCCUAGAAAAUUACUUCAUGAUCCUGAUAAGAUUGCUUUGGAGAAGGAGGUAGAAGACAAUGAGAAGGAAAAUAAAGUAAAGCUGAAGUUGCCAGAAAUUACAGACAAGAAGCAAAAAGACAAAGUGUUCACUAAGAAAACAGCACAAGAGGACAACUUGGAGAAUAAAUUUCCAUCUAUGCCUUUACCGAAAAAGAAUGAACCUAUAAACUUCACCAAAUUAAUUACUAAUGGAUAUGCUGAAGACUGGAUUCAGCAGCGAAAGGAAUGGAAGAAGAUUCAACCAAAUGUAAAGAUUAAAGAACCUGGAGAUUCAGAGACAUGCCAGCUUGAAUUGACGCCAGCAGAUAAGAUGUGAACCUUCGCACAUCAUGCAGAUAUUAAUCAUCACAGGACAAAAUAAAUCAUCCCAAUUAAAAGUGGACAGCUGCAAGAAAACAGUGACUAGUUAUCAGCUCUAAGAAUGAAACGUAAUUAUUUAUAUAAUAAUUAAUAUUUAUCCCCUGCAGCAACUUAAUUUCAAUUGCUUUAUCACUAAAAGAGACAAUUUAAUUCUUAUUGAGUGGGCCUUUGUUAAUUUGGUUAUGUAUACAAUUAAGCACCAUUGAGUCGUGAUAUGUAAAAAAUUGAUUUGAAUACUAAAUAUCAUUGACUGUUUACACAGUAUGGAAGAAUCACUAUUAUGAGCUCUGGAGCGUACUUCACAAUUCAGCUGAUUAGAAAUAUUAGUAUUCCAUUGUAAUUCAAUGAAAAGUCCUUUAAAAUCAAUGAAAGUUUGUAGGUAAUAUUCCUUUUAUAUUAAAAGACAGAUUUCAAAUGUU
Molecule: messenger RNA, 1381 nt
Organism: Carcharodon carcharias (great white shark)
Lineage: Eukaryota; Metazoa; Chordata; Chondrichthyes; Lamniformes; Lamnidae
Exons: 7
Coding region: 520-918 (132 amino acids)
Source: RefSeq, a predicted model, not a curated record